Molecule: messenger RNA, 3206 nt
Organism: Menidia menidia (Atlantic silverside)
Lineage: Eukaryota; Metazoa; Chordata; Actinopteri; Atheriniformes; Atherinopsidae
Source: the annotation of a GenBank genome assembly
CGGAUGUAGCAUCAGGCUGUGAAAUAGCUCAUUUUGAAUAUUGAAAACCACUUGAACAAUGACAAACUGAGGGCCAUUGUGUGCUGCAACACAUUAAACACAACUACCAAACAACAAUGUCGCUUUCAACAGCGCGUUCAUUUUUGUCAGAGGCUUGCUAUGGGGAACAGGAGCUCGACGCUAACUCCGCUCUCAUGGAGUUGGAUAAAGGGCUGCGAUCGGGGAAGCUCGGAGAGCAGUGUGAGGCUGUGGUGCUGUUCCCCAAGCUCUUCCAGAAGUACCCCUUUCCCAUCCUCAUUAACUCAGCCUUUCUCAAACUAGCAGACAUCUUCAGACUUGGCAACAAUUUCCUGCGUCUGUGUGUGCUGAAAGUAACACAACAGAGUGAAAAACAUUUGGAAAAGAUUCUCAACGUGGAUGAGUUUGUCAAAAGGGUGUUUUCGGUCAUCCAUAGCAACGACCCCAUUGCCAGAGCCAUCACCCUGAGGAUGCUCGGUAGUCUGGCUUCUAUCAUCCCUGAGAGGAAGAACGCCCACCACAGCAUUCGACAAAGCCUGGACUCCCAUGACAAUGUGGAAGUGGAGGCUGCUAUCUUUGCAUCUGCAAGCUUCUCUGCACAGUCCAAGGACUUUGCUGCUGGAAUUUGUAACAAAGUGAGCGAGAUGAUUCAAGGUUUAGACACUCCGGUGGAUCUGAAGCUGAAGCUGAUCCCAAUGCUGCAGCACAUGCACCACGAUGCCAGCUUGGCGUCCAGCAGCAGGGAGCUUCUGCAGCACCUGGUCAACUCUUACCCAUCCACCCCAAUGGUCAUCGUCUCACUGCACACCUUCACCCAGCUCGCCGCAUCCUCCCUCAUUGACAUCCCCAAGCAGUUGCAGCUCCUCCUUCAGUACCUCAGAGAUGAUCCAAGAAAAUCUGUGAAAAGGCUUGCCAUUAAUGAUUUAAAACUUCUGGCUAAAAAGGCCCCUCACCUGUGGAUGAAAGAAAACACUCAGACUCUGUGUGAGUGCGCUUUGACCAUCCCUUACAUCAGUUUGAAGCUGGGGAUGUUGGCUGUCCUCUCCACCCUCUCUGGAGCAAUAGCAGUGAAACAGUAUUUCAGUAUGACAGCAGUUCCUCCCCGCCUCACUGACCUGGUGAAAUUGGCGCAGGAGUGCUGUUACCACAGCAACCUGGCAGUGGCAGCACACGGGGUCGUGAUUCUCUCCAAUAUUGCCAUUUCCUGUUCAGAAAAAGAUAUAAUACAGCUGGAGCAGGACACAGUUUUGGGAGUGGAGUCCCUUCUGAUGCUUUGCAGUCAGGAUGGCAGCCUCACAGCGCAGGCCACCCUGAAAACCGCCCUGACCUCCCUGGUUAAGCUGCUGAAAAGUCGACCCCACCUCAGCCAAUCAGCUGUGGAAUUCCUGCUGGGACAGCUCCACUUAUCCUGCGACUCCUCCCGCAUCCUCCUGUGCCACGCGCUGGCGGCCAUCGCCGCCCACCUGCCCGUGCUGGGAGACGGCAUGCUGGGAGAUCUGGUGGAUCUCUUCCGAGUGGCCAGCCACUCCUCAGCUGGCGAGCAGCAAGAGCUUCUGGUUUCCCUGGCAACGGUGAUUUUUGUGGCCAGCCAGUCCUCCCUGUCAGGCGAAGUGAAGACGGUCAUCAAACAGCAGCUGGAGAAAGUCGCCAACGGCUGGACGGUGUAUCGCAUCGCGCGGCAGGCGUCGCGCAUGGGAUGUCACGAGUUCUCCAGCGAGCUGUACCAGUGCCUGCGCACCCGCGUGGCCUCGGAGCACUUCUACUUCUGGCUCAACAGCCUCAAGGAGUUUUCCCAGGCCGAGCAGUGCCUGAGUCACAUCGAGGACAAGGACUACAGCGGAGCCAUGAGCGCCAUUGCCGAAGCCCUCCGCUCCUACCAAAAGGGCAUCGCCUCGCUCACACGGCGCUCAGGGCUGCUGGUCGUCAGCUCCGUCCCAGCUGACUCCCCGUCAGCUCAGGUUCCGUACCACAUUUAUGAGAUGAAUCUCCCCUUACAGGCGGCCAGCACUCCUCUGAGCCCGCUAACGUUCCAGUGCGAGUUCAUCAAGCUGCGGAUCGACACUCUGCAAGCCCUGUCCCAGCUCAUCUGUACCUGCAACAGCCUGAAAACCAGCCCCCCGCCCGCCAUCGCCACCACCAUCGCCCUCACCUCCGGCAACGACCUGCAGCGCUGCGGCCGCAUCUCAAUUCAGAUGAAGGUUUGCAUGGACGAGUUCAGAAGUCUUGCUGCCCGCUACGCUGAUUUACACCAGUCGUCAUUUGAUGCCGAUUAUGCCACUCUCCGCAACGUGGAGUUGUAUCCUCAAGCAGCCAUUAGCAGACUCGUCACACUCGUCUCUUUCAGCGUCCGACAACAGCAGAGCUGUUUGCUGGUCUCCCACGUGAUUGAGGCUCUGAUCCUGGACCCGCAGGCAGCCAGUUUCCAGGAGUACGGCACCCUGGGCUCUGUUCAGACUGAGAGCGAAUACGAGCGACGGAUGAUGACGGUUUUUAAUCGUGUGCUGGAGGAAGUGGAAGGCCUCACCAAGAAACACCCCCCAGUGUCACACCUGCAUACAGGAUGUCUCUGUGACGCUGUCAUAGCUUUGCUCAAGGUACCACUGUCCUUCCAGAGAUAUUUCUUUCAAAAACUCCAGUCAACCAGCAUCAAGCUUGCCAUUUCUCCAUCACCACGCACACCAAGUGAGCCAAUCCCAGUUCAGAACAGUCAGCAGCUGACUCUGAAGGUGGAAGGGGUGGUACAACAUGGAUCCACCCCAGGGCUCUUCAGGAAGAUCCAGUCCGUCUGUCUGAACAUUCCUCUCGAUGCUAAAACAAACGAGAUCGAGCAGCGCGUCGAGCCGCACAACGACUACUUCAGCACCCAGUUUUUGCUGAACUUCUCCAUCCUGGGCACCCACACGGUCACUGUGGAGGCGUCUGUGGUGGAUGAGAGCGGCAUUGAGUGGAAAACGGGGCCCAAGACAAUGGUGUCUGUCAAGUCUCUGGAGGAUCCUUACUCCCAGCAGCUGCGCCACCAGCUGCAGCAGGGUGGAGCUCAGCCGGCUCCACAGAGGGCCGCAUACUCCCGCUUCUAGGCAGCUCGCUCUGUGUUUCACAGCAGGAGCCUCUGCGCUUCACAUGAUUUGUCUCGCGGAAAAUGAACAUGUACAUAUAUUUUUUUCAAUGAUUAAAAGAACAUAUUUCAU